Lepisosteus oculatus (spotted gar) is the source of this 2592-nucleotide messenger RNA. RefSeq names its product extracellular calcium-sensing receptor-like. Gene Ontology annotation, molecular function: G protein-coupled receptor activity. Lineage: Eukaryota; Metazoa; Chordata; Actinopteri; Semionotiformes; Lepisosteidae. The record is from RefSeq and is a predicted model, not a curated record. Gene Ontology annotation, biological process: G protein-coupled receptor signaling pathway. Gene Ontology annotation, cellular component: plasma membrane.
AUGAUUUUUGCCAUUGAGGAAAUCAACAACAGGACGGAUCUUCUUCCCGGCGUGUCUCUGGGAUACAAGAUUUUCGAUGCUUGUGACUCCUCACCUUCUUCUGUAAGAGCAGCCAUGGCUCUGAUGAAUGGAUAUGAGGAAUCUUCUGACACCUCCUGCUCCAGACCACCUGCAGUUCAAGCUAUAAUCGGACAGUCUGCAUCAUCAACAACGAUAGCAAUGGCAGCAACAGUUGGACCUUUUCAUAUUCCUGUGAUCAGUCAUGUUGCUACCUGUGCAUGUUUGAGCAAUCGAAGGAGAUUCCCUUCAUUCUUCAGAACCAUCCCCAGUGACUUUUAUCAGAGCAGAGCCCUGGCUCAGCUUGUGAAGCACUUUGGAUGGACCUGGGUUGGGACUAUUAGAAGUGACAAUGAUUAUGGCAAUAAUGGAAUGGCAACCUUUACACAAGCUGCCCAGAAAGAGGGCAUCUGUAUUGAAUAUUCAGAAGCAAUUCAUGAAAACUAUCCCAGGGAGGAAAUUCUUAAGACCAUAAAUGUAAUAAAACAGAGCACAGCAAAGGUCAUUAUAGCUUUCCUUCCCCGAGGAGAGAUGACUGUUUUAUUGAAAGAAUUAUCACUUCAGAAUGUAACUGGUCACCAGUGGAUUGGCAGUGAAGCCUGGAUUACUGCCAGUAAUGUUGCGACUGCAGAGGGUUAUAGAAUUCUGAGAGGAGCUAUAGGGUUUGCUAUUCUCAAAACCAAAGUAGAUGGACUGAGAGAGUUUUUAACAAGUGUUCAUCCAUCUCAACGCCCAGGCAAUGCACUCAUUAACAAGUUUUGGGAAACUGCAUUUAAUUGUUCUCUGAUAACUGAAGAAAAUCCAGCUGGUAGGACACCUUGUACAGGAACUGAAAAUUUAAGAGAAAAAAGUGGAUAUGCAGAUGUGUCAGAGAUGAGAUUUUACAACAAUGUGUAUAAAUCAGUGUAUGCUGUUGCAAAUGCUCUACAUAGCCUGCUUGAGUGCAAAGCACAAGGUUCUUUAUCAAAUUACACUUGUGCAAAAAUGAGUAAUACUGAACCAAGGCAGGUUCUUCAGCAUCUCAAAAAAGUCAGUUUCACAACUAAAACCGGAGAGCAAGUCUCUUUCGAUGACAAUGGAGAUCCAGUUGCAAGAUAUGAAUUAGUGAACUGGCAGCUUGUAAACGAGAGCACCAUCCAGUUCACGACCAUCGGUUACUAUGAUGCUUCACUGCCAGCGGGUCGUCAGUUUGUCAUGAAUCAAGUAAACAUUUCAUGGGCAGGUGGUCAAUAUGAGAAGCCCAAGUCAGUGUGCAGUGAGAGCUGUCUCCCAGGCACUCGAAAGGCAGUUCAGAGAGGAAGGCCUGUGUGUUGCUAUGACUGCAUACACUGUGCUGAAGGAGAGAUCAGCAACACAACAGAUUCUAACAAUUGUAUUCAGUGUCCUUUGGAAUUCUGGUCAAACGACAAAAGAGAUGAAUGUGUAUUGAAAUCAGUUGAAUUCCUGUCCUUUGGAGAAAUCAUGGGAAUACUGCUCACAGCUUUCUCUUCGUCCGGAGCUUGCUUCACUACAGGUGUAGCUUUCAUCUUCUUUAGAAACAGGGACACUCCCAUUGUCAAAGCCAAUAACUCUGAACUGAGUUUCCUUCUGCUCUUUUCAUUGACACUGUGUUUCCUCUGUUCGCUUACUUUCAUUGGCCAGCCCUCUGACUGGUCCUGUAUGUUGCGCCACACAGCAUUUGGGAUCACAUUUGUCCUGUGCAUCUCUUGUGUUCUGGGGAAAACAAUAGUGGUGUUAAUGGCCUUUAGGGCUACACUGCCAGGCAGUAACAUUAUGAAAUGGUUUGGCCCCACACAGCAGCGGUUAAGUGUUCUUGCUUUCACACUUAUACAGGUCUUGAUUUGUGUUCUUUGGUUGACAAUUUCACCUCCUUUUCCUAACAGAAACAUGAAAUACUAUGCAGACAGAAUCAUUCUGGAGUGUGACCUGGGAUCUGCAGGUGCAUUCUGGGCUGUGUUAGGGUAUAUAGGUCUCCUCUCUGCCAUGUGCUUUGUACUUGCUUUCCUGGCUCGGAAUCUACCCGAUAACUUCAAUGAAGCCAAAUUCAUUACAUUCAGCAUGCUCAUAUUCUGUGCUGUCUGGAUCACAUUUAUCCCAGCUUAUAUUAGCUCCCCUGGGAAGUUCACAGUGGCUGUGGAAAUAUUUGCAAUCUUGGCUUCUAGUUUCGGUUUACUUGUUCUUCAGCAUCUCAAAAAAGUCAAUUUCAUAACCAAAACAGGAGAGCAGGUCUCAUUUGACGACAAUGGAGAUCCAGUUGCGAGAUAUGAAUUAGUGAACUGGCAGCUUGUAAACGAGAGCACCAUCCAAUUCACGACCAUCGGUUACUAUGAUGCUUCACUGCCAGAAGGUCGUCAGUUUGUCAUGAAUCAAGUUAACAUUUCUUGGGCAGGUGGUCAAUAUGAGAAGCCUGUGUCAGUGUGCAGUGAGAGCUGUCCCCCAGGCACUCGAAAGGCAGUUCAGAGAGGAAGGCCUGUGUGUUGCUAUGACUGUAUUCACUGUGCUGAAGGAGAGAUCAGCAACACCACAGGUAAAUAG